CAACCAAUCAAUACAGUGUUGUCACAUGUACAUCUAUAAUGCUUUCUUCACAUUUUAUGUGUAUAAUGAGCUUAGUUUAUCGUUAAAUUACCCAUGUGUUUUUCAUUCCUACAGCAUUCUUUUAUAUAUCCCUCGUAGAUAACACUCAUUUCGUGUCCAAUUCAUUCAAAUUCUCACACUUUACAACAAUGGAAAAAACUGAAGCUGCACAACCAACAUGGGCUGAACUGCUAGGAAGCAACAACUGGGAAGGGCUCCUUGAGCCCUUAAACCUCAGCCUUCGGAAAUUCAUCCUUCGAUGUGGCGAUUUCUGUCAAGCCACAUACGAUGCCUUCAAUGAUGACCAAAAUUCCAAGUACUGUGGUUACUCAAGGUAUGGAAAGAACACUUUCUUCCAGAAAGUUAUGCUGGAAUCGGCAUCCAAUUUCCAAAUCUACAGCUUUCUCUAUGCCGCGGCCCAGGUUAGUGAAGGCGAAGCUCUCCUAUUUCACUCAAAAUCACGUGAAUCAUGGGACAGGGAAUCCAAUUGGAUUGGCUAUAUUGCCAUCACCACCGAUGAAGUUAGUCAACAAUUAGGCCGCCGUGAAGCUUACGUUGUAUGGCGCGGUACAAAACGAGCUUAUGAAUGGCUAGACGAUUUACAUCCAACUCCGGAGUCCUUUGAACAAUCGUUACAACCCAUAGCUUUUCUAGACAGCUAUAAAGAUGAUGAGAACGUGCCAAAAGUCAUGGAAGGUUGGCUGACAAUCUAUGUUUCUACUGAUCCCAAUUCACCUUUCACAAAACAAAGUGCAAGAACUCAGCUUUUGGCAAAGAUUAAAGAAAUUAGGAACCAGUAUAAGAGUGAGAAUCUGAGCAUAAUAGUCACAGGUCACAGCCUUGGUGCAAGUCUAUCUACUUUAUCUGCAUUUGAUCUUGUUCAAAAUGGAGUUACUGAUAUUCCUGUAUCUGCCAUUGUUUUUUGCUGUCCAAAAGUGGGAAACAAAGCUUUCAACGAUAGAUUGAAUCAAUUCUCGAAUCUGAAAGUUUUACACAUCAGGAAUAAGAUUGAUCUUAUACCCCAGUACCCAAUGUUUUUGGGAUAUUCACACACAGGUAUCGAGCUACAAAUUGACACUAGAAAAUCCCCGAGCUUAAAGGACUCGAAACAACCUUUUGACUGGCAUAAUUUGGAGGCUAAUUUACACGUGGUGGCGGGUUGGAAUGGAGCUGAUGGAGAAUUUGAAUUGAAGGUGAAGCGGAGCUUGGCUUUGGUCAACAAGUGUUGUGGCGCUCUCAAGGAUGAGUAUUUUAUUCCAGAAUCAUGGUGGAUUGAGAAGAAUAAAGGAAUGGUUCUUAAUAAUAAUGGAGAUUGGAUUUUGGCAGAACCAUCAGACGAGGACCAACCUGUGCCUGAAUUCUGAUUCUUACAUUCCAUCUACAAUUUGCGACAUGAGUCAUAUUCAAUCUAUUACGCCAUUCUAUCUGUAAUAAAAAUAAAGAUGUAGCACAAUCAUUUUUCGUACCUCUUUGUAUGAUUCUAGUAAAAUUUCAUAUGUACCAGGUUUGAUUAUGUAAUGUUUUCAAGUUUGCUAUUUCUUUUAGGUAAACUAGUUUGAGAUAAAUAAGAAACGUACAGUUUAUGCAA
Molecule: messenger RNA, 1627 nt
Organism: Olea europaea var. sylvestris
Lineage: Eukaryota; Viridiplantae; Streptophyta; Magnoliopsida; Lamiales; Oleaceae
Product: phospholipase A1-IIdelta-like
Exons: 1
Coding region: 189-1403 (404 amino acids)
Biological process (GO): lipid metabolic process
Molecular function (GO): glycerophospholipid phospholipase A1 activity
Source: RefSeq, a predicted model, not a curated record